AUGAAUCUCGUCGCCAAAUCAACCACCAACCAAACGGUGGUUUCCUUGGCCAUAGCCAAACACUUGUUCUCCAAAGAAGAAUAUAAAGAAAAGAACAUUGUGUUUUCGCCAUUGUCGCUCCAAAUCAUACUCAGUAUCAUCGCUGUUGGCUCUGACGGUUCCACACAUCACCAGCUUCUUGAAUUCCUCCAUGCUAAUUCCACCAAACAACUCAAAACCUUAUGCUCUCAACUUGUUUCCUAUGUGCUCGCUGAUAACAGGCCAGCUGGCGGACCUCUGGUGUCUUUCGUCAAUGGUGUGUGGAUUCAACGAUCUUUAUCUCUUCAACCUUCCUUCAAAAAAAGUGUAGCUACUGAUUUCAAAGCCGCUAUUGACUCAGUUGAUUUCGCAACCGAGGCAGAUGAAGUGAGAAAUAAAGUGAAUUCAUGGGCUGAAAAGGAGACAAAAGGUCUUAUAAAGAACCUUCUUCCAUCUGGUGCAGUUAAUAGCUUAACCAAACUCAUCUUUGCAAAUGCACUAUACUUCAAAGGAGCAUGGUGGGAUGAGUUUGAUAAAUCAAAAACAAAAGACUAUGAUUUUUACCUUCUCAAUGGCAGCUCAAUCAAAGUUCCUUUCAUGACGAGUAAAGAUAAACAGUAUAUCAGUGUUUUUGAUGGUUUUAAAGUGGCUUCUGAAUCUGAAUUUUUAGAACAUACUAGUCCUAGAAAUUCAGUACCAGUAGGUGACUUUAGAAUUCCAAGAUUCAGAAUUUCUUUUGACAUUGAAACUUCUAGCAUGUUGAUGGAGCUAGGAGUGGUUUUACCUUUCUCUGAAGCAGGUGGAGGUUUGACAAAAAUGGUGGAAGACUCUCCUAUGGGCGAAGAACUUUAUGUUUCAAGCAUAUACCACAAGUUUAAAAAACCACCACCACCUCCCAUAGACUUUGUAGCAGACCACCCUUUCAUGUUUUUAAUUAGAGAAGAUUGCUCUGGAACAGUACUUUUUAUUGGACAAGUGCUCAAUCCCAAAGAUUUAGAAAAAGUGCUCAAUCCCAAAGAUUUAGAAAACAGCUUGUUACCGCAAAAACAGUCACAACAAAACAGUAAUAAAAGGCGCCGAUAUCGAUCACAACAAACCGGUUAUAAAAGGCGUCGAUAUUGA
This is a messenger RNA of Vicia villosa (hairy vetch), 1140 nucleotides long. Its product is annotated as serpin-ZX-like. The transcript has 4 exons. Bases 1 to 1140 code for a protein of 379 amino acids. Lineage: Eukaryota; Viridiplantae; Streptophyta; Magnoliopsida; Fabales; Fabaceae. The record is from RefSeq and is a predicted model, not a curated record. Gene Ontology annotation, molecular function: serine-type endopeptidase inhibitor activity.